Chara braunii is the source of this 652-nucleotide messenger RNA. NCBI's taxonomy places the organism in Eukaryota, Viridiplantae, Streptophyta, Charophyceae, Charales, Characeae. The record is from the annotation of a GenBank genome assembly.
GGGAGUGGGAUUGAGGUCGGGUUAGGAGGAAUGUGGGAGUAAGAAAGGUGGGAACUGAUUUGAGUCAGAUGUUGAGACCUGGAUGGGAUCGGGAUGGGAUCGGGAUGGGAUCGGGUUGGGAUCGGGGUGGGAUCGGGAUUGGAUCGGGCUGAGGUCGGGGUGGGAUUGGGAUUUAUUCGAGAUAAGAUCAAGUUGGGAUCGGGAUGGGGUAGAGAUAAGAUGGGGUAAGGAAUGGCAAGGCUCUUGGUCAACCGCCAGUGGAGAAUGGGAGAAGCAGGAGAACCUCUGGGUGAGACAGGAGUUGAAUUACACCCCUGAACGUGAUAAAAGGAUGUUUUGGAUGUCAUAUGACGACCUCAUAGUGUUUUUCAAUAAGUUCUACAUAGGACACGUGUUUGCAAGUGGAUGGUACAAGAAAGUACUCAGAGAUGCAUGGGUUGGUCCCACAGCUGGAGGGAGGACAGGGCCUGCCGAUGGCGACGGCAGAAGGUUUUGCAGCCAAGCGGUCCGGCAGACCGAUCGGCUGUCUGUCCGCCAGCAGUCGGCGGCAGACAGCAUUGCACUGUGAUUUUUUUUCUUUCAAAUCCCACCUGGGGGCUGCUCUGUGCUUGCCUAGAGCAUCCUGAAUCUGCAAUAAAGAUUAGGGAAAACU